AUGCUGAACACAGCCCGGCCGCGCCCCCCGGCCCUGCCGCCGCUGCCGCCCGGCGCCCUCCACGGCCUCUACGCCUGGCUGGACGCGCUGCCGCUAAGCCGCCGCAAGCGCCACCUGGCCCGGGACUUUAGUGACGGCGUGAUGCUGGCGGAGGUCGUGAAGCUCUUUCGCCCCCGGCUAGUGGACCUGCACAACUACGUCCCUACCUGCAACACCGGCCAGAAGCGCAGCAACUGGAACGUUCUCAACAGGAAAGUCUUCCACAAGCUGGGUCUCAGUGUCUCAGAGGAAGAGAUCCGAAAGGUGGUCGUCAACACCCCUGGGGCCAUUGAGCCCAUCCUGUGUGCAGUGAGGGACAAGGUGGAGGCCGGCGAGGACCUGCCCGGCACGGCUGGACACGUGGGUACCGUCGCGUGGCCAUGGCCUCUGCUGUGUUGGGAUGCGGGCUUGUUGCCUGCCGAUGAGAGUAAAACCAGGAAGCCUGCGGAGCCCCUUGGCACGCUCUGGGGUGGAGACCCACUGGAGUCAGAGAGCUCCGGAGAAGAUGGGCCACUAUGCAUGCAGAGGUUGCCCAGCCGGGGAGCCCUGGCACCACCUGGACCCUGGGCUGCCGCAGCGGCUGCUGGAAGAAAAGGAGCAGGCGCUGGCAGUCCUGCAGGAGACCGUCAAGGUUCUGCAGAUGAAGGUGGCCAGGCUGGAGCACCUGGUGAAACUGAAGGAUCAGCAGAUCGGAGCGCUCAUGCGACAGGGGGACCAGCCCCGGGGAGGGGGUGCGGGGGCGGCCGGGGUCCUUGGCACAGCGUGCCUGUGACCGCACGUGACGGCCGCUGCCCGGGCCGCCCCACCAAGGUCUCCGCCUGGCAUAAAAGGGCACCGGGCGGCUGCAGUCGCAGAGCCGCGGUCCUCACAGAGCUCUCCACCAUGCUGCCCUGCUCGCCUGCCGCCGGGACCCCAGACCGAGCCCGACCGUGA
This is a messenger RNA of Rangifer tarandus platyrhynchus (Svalbard reindeer), 972 nucleotides long. Lineage: Eukaryota; Metazoa; Chordata; Mammalia; Artiodactyla; Cervidae. The record is from the annotation of a GenBank genome assembly.